AUGUCCACCGAGAAACCUCGCAAGUCGCUCAUUCUAAAUGCCUUCGUGGAGAUGUGUAGCGGGCACCAGUCCCCUGGACUAUGGCGACACCCGGAGGACGAGUCUCAUCGCUUCAACGAUGUCGACCACUGGGUAGAGCUAGCACAGCUCCUGGAAUCGGCCAAAUUUCACGGAAUCUUCAUCGCAGAUGUUCUCGGUGGUUACGAUGUCUACAAAGGCCCAAGAAAUCUUGACCCUGCAAUCAUCUCCGGCGCACAGUGGCCAGUCAAUGAACCUUUGGCCGUAGUUCCUGCUAUGGCAGCGGCCACAAAGCAUAUUGGAUUCGGCGUCACGGUCACAACAACAUACGAACCGCCAUAUCAUCUCGCAAGGCGACUUUCAACGGUCGAUCAUCUCACCAAGGGACGCAUUCAGGUUGUCACAGGAUAUCUCGAUUCGGCCGCUCGCAACCUAGGCCAAGCCGAACAACCCCAUCACGACGACCGCUACCUACUCGCGGAAGAAUAUAUCAAAGUUACCUACAAGCUGUGGGAGUCCUCUUGGCGGCAAGAUGCCGUGAUUCGUGACCGGGAGCGCGGCAUUUAUACAGACCCAGCAGGCGUGCGAGAGAUCAACCAUGUGGGCAAAUACUACAAUGUGCCCGGGCCUCAUCUGUGUCAGCCAAGUCCCCAACGAACCCCGGUGAUUCUACAAGCAGGAACUUCAAAAGCGGGCAAGACGUUCGCGGCGCAACAUGCUGAGGCGAUCUUCGUAGGCGGUCACAGUCCAUCUGUGGUAGCGAAGAACGUGAAAGAAAUCCGCGAAUUAGCUCAGAACGAGUUUGGCCGUGAUCCUCGGAGCAUCAAAUUCCUUGCCCUGAUCUGUCCCGUUUUAGGCAAGACCGAGGAAGAAGCAAUUGAGAAGUUCAAGCAUUACCGGAGCUUGGGAUCGAUUGAUGGUGCUCUUGCACUAUUUGGCGGAUGGACUGGAAUCGAUUUGGACACUUAUGGAGAUGAUGAAGAGCUGCGACAUGUUGAGAGUAACGCGAUUCGGUAUGUGAAAUUUAUCAAGGUUGCGAAUCAUGCUGACUGGUUUAGAUCUGCUGUCGAGGGGUGGUCAAAAGCAACGCCCGGGGUCGCCAAGUGGACUAAAGCUACUGUCGGUCAGCAUAUCACUGUUGGUGGUCUGGGGGCCACGCCAGUUGGAACAGCUGCUCAAGUUGCCGAUAAUAUGGAACGCUGGGUUGAAGAGGCCGAUGUCGACGGGUUCAACUUGGUAAGAGCGUUGGAAAUCCAGCUUCAGAUUUUGACUAACUUCGAUGAACAGGCAUACGCCAUCAAGCCUGGAUCUUUCAAAGACAUCAUCGAUCUUUUGAUCCCCGAGCUGCAGAAGCGUGGUCUUUUCUGGGACGACUAUGCCGCUCCAAAGGGAACUUACCGCGAGAACCUUUAUGGAGAACCAGGACAGUCAGGUCCCCCAGCAGACCAUCCCGCCUCAAAGUAUCGAUGGAAAGCUGGGGUUGAUGCAGCGGAUGCUCCAGUCCCUGAAAAUUGA
This is a messenger RNA of Penicillium salamii, 1533 nucleotides long. Lineage: Eukaryota; Fungi; Ascomycota; Eurotiomycetes; Eurotiales; Aspergillaceae. The record is from the annotation of a GenBank genome assembly.